This is a messenger RNA of Clonostachys rhizophaga, 417 nucleotides long. Lineage: Eukaryota; Fungi; Ascomycota; Sordariomycetes; Hypocreales; Bionectriaceae. The record is from the annotation of a GenBank genome assembly.
AUGUCAGGACUUAUUGGGCGACGAAUGCUCUCGAAAGCAGAGGAGGAGGGAAGUGAGGAGGUCGAGGUUCGCCGCGAGGACCAGGAUAAGAUCAACAAGUUCAGCAGGCUGCACCAGCGCGAGAUCCUCUUCCAAGAAGAGCUAGAAGCAAAAAGCAAAGAAAAGGAAGAUCUAGACGAUUUAUCGGUGGAGCUUGAGCUGGCAGACGAGGACGAGAAGAUCCCGUAUAAAAUCGGCGACUCCUUCUUCCAUCUCUCCUUGGAGCAUGCCCAGGAGAUGCUGGGUUCGACGACAUCUCGAAUCGAGGAGGAGACGAGCGAACUAGAGGAAAAGCUUGGGUCGGUACGGGAAGAGAUGAAGGAGCUGAAGGUUCAGCUGUAUGCGAGGUUUGGGAAGCAAAUCAAUCUUGAGACAUGA